ACGCUGAGAAACGCAAUCGGCUCUUGGAGAUCGCCAAAGAUCCCAGGGCCUCGUACGAGGACCAGCUUGAGGCGCGUCAAGAGUUGGCCAAGCUGCCCCUCAACGCGAAUCCGAAUCGCGUCCGCAACCGCUGCGAGGUCACUGGCCGCCCCCGCGGGUAUCUGCGCCACUUCGGCCUGUCCCGCAUCACCUUCCGCGAGAUGGCCCUCAAGGGUAUGCUCCCCGGCGUCCGCAAGGCAAGCUGGUAGCGCAACCUUCUACCGGAGCGUUCUGCCGGUCUCUUCCCCGCCGGGGGAGGGAUACAGAGAGGGGACGUGA
Molecule: messenger RNA, 318 nt
Organism: Geodia barretti
Lineage: Eukaryota; Metazoa; Porifera; Demospongiae; Tetractinellida; Geodiidae
Source: the annotation of a GenBank genome assembly